Taeniopygia guttata (zebra finch) is the source of this 3152-nucleotide messenger RNA. RefSeq names its product organic cation/carnitine transporter 2. Gene Ontology annotation, cellular component: membrane. NCBI's taxonomy places the organism in Eukaryota, Metazoa, Chordata, Aves, Passeriformes, Estrildidae. Gene Ontology annotation, molecular function: ATP binding; transmembrane transporter activity. Gene Ontology annotation, biological process: carnitine transport; transmembrane transport. The record is from RefSeq and is a predicted model, not a curated record.
GGGCCGGGCCGAGCCGGGCGCGGGGCUGCGCGGCCGAGCGGGGCGGCCGCUUCCUGCCCGCGCCUCUCGGAGCCGCGGCACCGCAGCUCGGCCGCGCUCGCCAUGCGCGACUACGACGCGGCCACCGCCUUCCUGGGCGAAUGGGGCCUCUUCCAGCGCCUCGUCUUCUUUCUGCUCAGCGCCAGCAUCAUUCCCAAUGGCUUCAACGGCCUCUCCAUCGUGUUCCUGGCCGGCACGCCCGAGCACCGGUGCGUCGUGCCCCGCGGGGCCAACCUGAGCGGCGAGUGGCGCAACGCCAGCAUCCCGCUGGAGCUGCGGGGCGGGCAGGAGGUGCCGAGCCGCUGCCGCCGCUACCGCCUGGCCGCGCUCGCCAACUUCUCGGCGCUGGGGCUGCGACCCGGCUCCGACGUGGAGCUGGAGGCGCUGGAGCUGGAGCCGUGCCUGGACGGCUGGGAGUACAGCCGCGAUGUCUAUCGCUCCACCAUCGUCACCGAGUGGAAUCUCGUAUGUGCCAACGACUGGAAGGGACCCCUGAGCACCUCCCUGUUCUUUGUGGGUGUCCUGCUGGGAUCUUUCAUCUCGGGACAGCUCUCAGACAAGUUUGGCAGGAAGAAUGUGCUGUUUGCAACUCUGGCAAUGCAGACUGGCUUCAGUUUCAUACAGGUCUUCUCUACCAGCUGGGAGAUGUUUUCAGUGUUGUUUGUGCUGGUUGGCAUGGGACAGAUAUCUAACUACGUGGCAGCAUUUGUUCUUGGCACAGAAAUCCUUGGCAAGUCAGUCCGUGUGCUGUUCUGCACGCUGGGUGUGUGCAUCUUUUACGCCUUUGGUUACAUGCUGCUGCCCCUGUUCGCCUUCUUCAUCCGGGACUGGCGGAUGCUGCUGCUGGCACUCACCCUGCCCGGGCUGCUCUGCAUCCCGCUCUGGUGGGUCAUUCCAGAGUCUCCGAGGUGGUUGAUCUCCCAGGGGAGGUUUCAGGAGGCAGAAGACAUCAUCCGAAAAGCUGCAAAAACUAAUGGCAUUACAGCCCCAGAUGUAAUAUUUGACCCUAGUGAGCUACAAGAUGUGAAUUCCCAGAAGCAACAGACAUACACCAUUUUGGAUCUAAUGAGAACUCGAAAUAUCCUAACUAUCACAAUUAUGUCAGUGCUUCUUUGGAUGAUAAUCUCAGUUGGCUAUUUUGGACUUUCUCUUGACACGCCUAACUUGCACGGAGACGUGUAUGUGAACUGCUUCCUCUCAGCAGUGAUUGAAGUCCCAGCCUACAUCAUCUCCUGGCUGCUGCUCCGCAACCUCCCCCGACGGUACUCAAUGGCUGCUGCGUUAUUCUUGGGAGGCUGUGUUCUUCUCUUCAUUCAGCUGGUGCCUUCACAUCUCCGUGCACUGUCUAUUCUACUGGUGAUGUUGGGCAAGUUUGGAAUCACAUCUGCCUUCUCAAUGGUUUAUGUUUACACGGCUGAGCUCUACCCAACAGUAGUAAGAAACAUGGGAGUUGGAGCAAGUUCCAUGGCCUCCAGACUGGGCAGCAUCCUCUCACCUUACUUUGUUUACCUCGGUGCCUAUGAUCGAUUCUUGCCUUACAUCCUGAUGGGGAGCCUGACUGUGCUGUCAGGAAUUCUCACACUAUUCCUGCCUGAAAGCUAUGGCAUGCCUCUUCCUGACACCAUUGAUCAAAUGCUGCGGGUGAAAGGGUUGGAAUACAGGCCUCCAUCUAGUAGCACAAGAGAUUCCAAGGAGGAAGAAGAAAAUCCAGAGAUUUUUAAAAGCACAGCUUUUUGAUGGAACUCCUAUGUCUUUCCUGGUGGACUGAAAGUUAAAUGGACUUUUCUUCUAAAAUUUAUUCUAGAAAGGGCUAGUAACAACACUUUGUUUUCUGUAAUUUGAACCUUAUUUAUUAAUUUAAACAACGUAUUCCCUACAUUCUCUUUUUAUAUAAACAUACUUUCUAGCCUUCAGUGAGAUUUUUUAGCCACGGUUCAGUUCAUGCAGUAGUACCAUGGAGCAGAAUCUGAUCAAUCUUUUGUAACUUUACACGUAUAGUUCAGCUGAAAGAUACUUGAAAAUGAGUUCAAGGGCUGGCAGGGUGCCUGGAUUCUUCAGGGAACCUCCUCCAGUGCUAAUGCUUACAUCAAGAGGUAAAAUUUGCCUGAAAAGGUUGCUCAUUGCUUUUGGUUCCUUGACUUCUGUUUCUGGACAGGAAACUUAUUUAUUAUAGUGAAGGUUUAUGACAACAUGCCUCUCUGUGAUCUUACUCAAAUGACUUUGCACGUGCUGAAUUUGUUACCAAAUUGAGAAAGAUGCAAAGAAAGAUUUUGAGAAUUAAUUCUAACCUAUUAUGUUUUAACUCAGCAUAGACUGAAAGGAUUGUCUUGCACAAAGUAUUUAGCACUGAAAUUUUGUUCACAAAAUUCACUUGAUUCCAAUGCUGGAUUUCAACUGUACCUUCUUGGUGAAGUUGUUUACAUCUGACCUUGGAUAUGGCCUUUUUUUCAGGCUGGAUUUAUUCUAAAUAAUGCAAAUGGUUUCACCUGUGUGUAGAGGGAGUAGUGUUAGUUUGGCAUUCUCCCUUUUCAAUGUGUGGUGUAAGUUUUAUGUGUAAAUUGUUUUAAUGUUUUCUGUGCAAUUUGGUUGAUGGAAACAAUUCUCCUGUCUUUGUUCUGUGUUUUUCCCACUCAUAUACACAUGCACACAAUUAAUAUAUUUAGUUGUAAAUUUGUAUAUUAAAUCAUGCCACUGCAGUGACCUCAUGGUGGAAUGUACUGAGAACAAAACUCAGAAUGUAUCUCUGACCCCUGAUUUUCAAUCUUCAAGUGUCAACUAUAUGAUUGCUGUGAGGUCUUUUCAUUCUAAGUUAAGAUUCACUUAACUUACGUAAUCAGUGAAUUGCUUUUAAAUUGUUCAAAAAAACCCAACAAACCCACAAAUCUUGUUGAUAGUCUGCCAAGAAACUGUCCUCGUGCUAUGGAAGUUUGGCAUUACCUGUGUUUCUUUAAAUAUACAAUAUAUAUAUAUAUAUGUACACAGAGUCUCAUUUGUGCUAUGCUGGUUACAGUGUGACAAAUGUGAGUGGCGAAAGGUUUCUCUCUCAUGGCACUUGUGUUUUGUUCUGUCUUGUUAAAUUAAGACAAUAAUAAUAAACAGCCUAAACCUUUGUA